CCCUCCAUCCAAACAGAAACCACCCGCAUAUAAAUAUUUACUAUUAUAUUGCAUUUUUGUAAAAUAUGACUGAAAUUCUACAAUCUUCAUCUCCAAGCUCCACACACAAUGAUGGGUUACACCAACAACAGACCCAUGAACCUGUCCUUUUUAACAUACCCACAACUUCAUACUCUGUAGCUGUAUACAGGGGAGAUACAGAGGGAGAGGAAAGAGGGGUUAGAGAGAGAAAGCAGAGAGAGGAGGAGGAGGAGGAGGGAGAUCAGGUGUCACUGUUGGCCAUUUUGGUGACUGUGUUUAGGAAGUCAUUGAUUGCUUGCAAGAGUAGUGGAGUUGAAGAGUUCUCUUCUUCUUCUUCUUCUUCAAUGGAGAUUGGGUUACCUACAAAUGUGAGACAUGUAGCCCAUGUAACCUUUGAUCGAUUCAAUGGGUUUCUUGGCCUUCCUGUUGAGUUUGAACCUGAAGUUCCUAGGCGACCCCCAAGUGCCAGUACAAGUGUUUUUGGAGUAUCAACAGAGUCCAUGCAACUUUCAUUUGACUCUAGAGGAAACAGUGUGCCUACAAUACUUCUGAUGAUGCAGAGCCGCUUAUAUGCACAAGGAGGGCUGCAGGCAGAAGGAAUCUUCAGAAUUAAUGCGGAGAACAGCCAAGAAGAGUAUGUUAGGGAGCAAUUGAAUACAGGAGUGGUGCCACAUGACAUUGAUGUACACUGCUUGGCAGGCCUUAUAAAGGCUUGGUUUCGAGAACUCCCAAAUGGGCUGUUGGACUCUCUCCCUCCGGAAGAGGUAAUGCAAGCUCAGUCAGAAGAAGAGUGUGCUCAGCUUGUGAAGUGCCUUCCACCAACGGAGGCUUCUCUUCUGGACUGGGCAAUAAACCUAAUGGCUGAUGUAGCUCAGUUGGAACAUUUAAACAAAAUGAAUGCUCGUAAUAUUGCUAUGGUGUUUGCACCAAACAUGACCCUGAUGGCAGAUCCUUUGACAGCAUUAAUGCAUGCGGUCCAAGUGAUGAAUUUUCUCAAAACUCUAAUUAUCAAGACAAUAAGAGAAAGAGAAGACUUUAUACUCGAACAACCUCCUCCAUCCCACGUAGAACCCUCUGAUGAGAAUGGGCACCAGGGCUCUUCCCAGCCAUUAUUUGAGGAGGCUGAUGCGGUGAAUGAAGACGAGCAAGUCCUCGUGGCCACUGAACCCUUCUCGGAAAGCCCUUCUCAGCACCAAAUUGAUCAUGACUUGAAAACUGAAAACGAAGCUCACAGUUUUUUAAACUCCAUUGAGAAUAUCAUUCCUGGUGGAAAGGGGCAUUCGGUUGAAAACUGCCCAAAUCAAGUACUUGAGGAUGGUGGUUGUAGCAGUACAAAUGGAGAAGCUAAACAAAACACUCAGAAGAAGAAAACUGGGCAGUCAAGUUAUUCAAAUGUCAAGAAAGGACCCAAAAGAGCUAUUAAUGAACGGUCAGUGGGUCAGGUGGCAAGGCAAGUGGAGAAGAGCAGGGGAGCCAGCAUUGUUAGCCGUUUAAAUUCAAGAACAGAGCGGGUUGAAGCUUGGCGAUGAAGGGUAUUGGGAGAAUUUACUGACUGGUGGAAUGAGUCAGUCAGUGCAUUUGCUUUUUGUUUGGAGAUAUUAUUGUGUAUGAUUCAGUCAUAUUUUUCUAUAUAUUUCUGGGUGGAGUUUGUUAAAUUACUUCGUUUUGGUUUCAUGAUGAAGUGUAGUUGACAUUUCACACCAUUGUUCUGUUUCUCAAAAGCCACAGCUUUUA
Camellia sinensis is the source of this 1755-nucleotide messenger RNA. RefSeq names its product rho GTPase-activating protein 1. The record is from RefSeq and is a predicted model, not a curated record. Lineage: Eukaryota; Viridiplantae; Streptophyta; Magnoliopsida; Ericales; Theaceae. Gene Ontology annotation, biological process: signal transduction. Gene Ontology annotation, molecular function: GTPase activator activity.